Molecule: messenger RNA, 921 nt
Organism: Coffea eugenioides
Lineage: Eukaryota; Viridiplantae; Streptophyta; Magnoliopsida; Gentianales; Rubiaceae
Product: major allergen Pru ar 1-like
Exons: 2
Coding region: 101-580 (159 amino acids)
Biological process (GO): abscisic acid-activated signaling pathway; defense response
Cellular component (GO): cytoplasm; nucleus
Molecular function (GO): protein phosphatase inhibitor activity; abscisic acid binding; signaling receptor activity
Source: RefSeq, a predicted model, not a curated record
CUGCUUCUUGCACCACAUAAUUCUUUCAAGAACUACCAAAACCUUCUUGAAAUCCCUCUCUUUCCUUUUAGUUCAUUUCCAAGAAACCAAUUGAACCAUCAUGGCCCCUGUCACUUCCAGUUAUGAGGUCACCUCCUCAAUCCCUCCUGCAAGGUUGUUCAAGGCCACCAUCCUUGAAGAGAAACAUCUUCACAAGAUCUUGCCACAGGGUGUUAAGAGUGUCGAAAUCCUUGAAGGAGAUGGUGGAGUUGGCACAAUUAAGUUGACCACAUUUGUUGAUGGUGGCGAGCAUAAGACUGCCAAGCAGAGAGUUGAUGGAAUUGACAAAGAAAAAUUUACAUACAGUUAUACUGUACUUGAAGCUGAUGGAUUUAACGAUGUAAUCGAGAAAAUCUGUUGUGUCAUCAAAUUUGAACCCUCUGCUGAUGGAGGUUCAAUCUGCAAAACCACUAACACAUACCACCCCAAAGGUGGUGCUCAGAUCAGUGAGGAACACCUCAAGGGAGGAAAAGAGAUGGGUUUGGGAAUGGUUAAGGCUGUUGAGGCUUACCUCCAAGCAAAUCCUACUGCCUACAACUAAUUAUAAUGAAUGCUACUGAAGGACUCUUCGACAUAUUUUCUUCAAGAUUGAAGUACACACUGAGGGUGUGUUUCCUUUUUUGCUUGUUUUGCUUUAAGCUGUUUGGUUAAGUUAAAAACAAAAUUGAAUCAUAGAGAGAACAAAAAAAAUAAAGUGUUUCUUAUGGAGAAAAAAAUGGAGCUGAUGCCUAAAAUCUCACAUGGAUCCAACUCAGUCCAUUUAAUGGAGAAAAGGCAAAUAACACAACAAGAAUAUGCUCAAAGUUGGAAAAAUGUGCUAUAAUUAUGAUUACUCCUUUAUGAAAUAAAGCUGAAAGCAGCUCAAUUUCUUUUUGUUUUCCA